GUUGUCAGCGGAAGUGGUGCUGUUGUCAGUUAAUGGUGUUAUUAUAAUCCUGCAGUCACUUUUUCGGCCUGCUUUCUUUUUAUUAAUUCUUGUCUUCGGAAAACAUGAAGAAGUUUCUGGACGGCAUCAAAAAGGACAUGACUUUUAAAUCUGCAGGUCCUGGGAAGAAGCUCACUGACGACAGGAGUGGUGCAGCUGACAGAGGCCACAGGAGCUCCGCUGCCAAGCAGCAGCAGCGUGAAGAACCCAGCGAGGGAUCCCAGCGAGCAGGAGCAGCAGCUCUGGCCAGGAUUGAACAGCAGCAGCGGCCCAAACUUCUCACCUCCCAGGACGCCAUCAGGAACCAGGUGAAAAGAGAGCUGGAGGCUGAAGCUGCUGCACUGGCAGAAAAAGACCAGCCAGACACUGCAGAGGGAACCAACCUGGCCGCAAAAGAGCAUCCAUGUCCCUCGGUGUCAGGUGUGUACUUCACCUGCCCCUUAACAGGAGCCACGCUCACCAGGGCGCAGAGGGAAGGCCACAUUAAAGAGGCCAUUUUGAAGCGCUUUGAAGAGGAUGCAGUGGAGGCGUCUGUGAUGAUGAUCCACACUUUUAACAAAGACAAAGAAAAAGUGAAGGCGGCCGUGGACAUCAUGAGCAAGUAUGUGGAAAACAUUUGUAAGAAUCCUUCCGAAGACAAAUACAGGAAGCUGAAAGUCAGCAACAAAGUCUUUCAGGACAAGGUGGUGGCUGUAGAGGGCAGCAGAGAGUUCCUGCAGGCGCUGGGCUUCACCAGCCACAUGCUUCCUGUCCAAGGUACUUUGCCACUUCCUGUGUGCACCUGCCAGGUGUCCUCAUGUGUCUCCCGGUGUGCAGAGGCGGAAGAAGAGUUCCUGCUGUUGCCAGAGCAGAGCGCAGACGCCCUGGAGCUGAUGAAGGAACGGCGAGAUCGUCUCCAGCGCGGCCAGCCGCUCAGAGCUCAGCUGGACCGCCGGCCUCAAGCUUUCCGAGCGUCGGACCACGCCACGCGCUUCCAGCUGCCGCCCGACUUCUACAACCUGAACGCCGAGGAGCUGAAGAAGGAGCAGCAGCACAGGAGCGAUCUGGUGGAGAAGAACUCCAUGCUGCGCACCAAAGCCAUGAGAGAACGGGACGAGCAGCGAGAGAGGAGGAAGUACAACUACGCUCUGCUGCGGGUUCGACUUCCUGAUGGAACACUGCUGCAGGGGACCUUCUACGCCUGGGAGCGACUUCCUGCGCUGUACGACUUCGUGCGAGACUCCCUGCUGGACGGCUGGCAACCCUUUGAUCUCCUGGCUCCAGGAGGCGUCAAACUGCAGGAGUCGGAAGACGUCGCUCUCGCCGAGUGUAACCUGGUUCCUGCAGCCUUGUUGUCGUUGGCGUUUGACGCGGCCGUGCAGGCGGACAUCGCAGCCGUGCAGCAGGCCGACAUCGCAGCCGCAGGAGGAAGAACUCUCCUAAAAGACAAACUUGUGGAAAACAUUCAGACCCUGACCUGAGGAUCCCGUCUUCAUCUCUGGAACUACUUCCCGUCGUCGUUUAUGAACGCUAAUGUCUGCUAGCAUCACACCCGUCUAGGCGGUAUAUUGAACGUGAGUGAGUCCAUGUCUUACAUGCACUAAUAGCUGCAACAAUGACUUUAACACAACACACACCUGACAGGUAGAAGUGGAACGCCUUUUUCCCGCCAUGUCGUGCUGCUGGAAGCAACUUGCAUAUUGUCAUAAAUACUGUAACAAAUAUUGU
This is a messenger RNA of Nerophis lumbriciformis (worm pipefish), 1746 nucleotides long. RefSeq names its product UBX domain protein 6 (gene ubxn6). The record is from RefSeq and is a predicted model, not a curated record. Lineage: Eukaryota; Metazoa; Chordata; Actinopteri; Syngnathiformes; Syngnathidae. Gene Ontology annotation, molecular function: protein binding. Gene Ontology annotation, cellular component: cytoplasm.